Bombus huntii is the source of this 6710-nucleotide messenger RNA. RefSeq names its product nuclear hormone receptor E75-like (gene E75). Gene Ontology annotation, biological process: cell differentiation; hormone-mediated signaling pathway; positive regulation of transcription by RNA polymerase II. The record is from RefSeq and is a predicted model, not a curated record. NCBI's taxonomy places the organism in Eukaryota, Metazoa, Arthropoda, Insecta, Hymenoptera, Apidae. The coding region runs from base 496 to 2769 and encodes 757 amino acids. Gene Ontology annotation, molecular function: zinc ion binding; RNA polymerase II cis-regulatory region sequence-specific DNA binding; nuclear receptor activity. The transcript is spliced from 3 exons.
UGGAGGGGCUGUUGAACGCAACCCGCGGAACAUCACUCAGUCGGCUGUGAUGCUGUCUCGCGUUUGCACGCGUCCUACUGUCGCGCUCCUUUCUUGAACUCUUUGCCCGCCCGUGUGCGAACCAGACAGCCGUGUGUCUGGCGGCGCGCCGUCCACGCCGCGCCACAUAACACGAUCCUCGUCGGAGUGACUCGCGGUAGCCACGAUAGUUAGCCGAUAGUCAGCCAUCAAACGGAUUACAAUCCAUUCCAAAUAAAUAUACGAAGAAUAUAAAAGCGCCAGAAAGGGUAGAAAAGAAGAGGAAAACAUUCGUAAUUGUAGAAAAAAAAGUUGCGUGUAUGCUGUGCCGGACGAAUUCAGCGCGAACGUCGACCCAUAGUGAUCGUGCCGAUGGGAGAUUAAUUUUGGUGCGCGGUGCAGUUCGCUCCGAAGCUACACGCCGCAGACACGAUUAAGGGAUCGAGCAUUCCACUCGAUCGUUUUUCCUCGACCGUCAUGGGAGACGAGUUACCUAUAUUGAAAGGAAUCCUCAACGGAGUUGUCAACUAUCAUAAUGCACCGGUGCGAUUCGGCCGUGUGCCCAAGCGCGAGAAGGCCAGGAUUCUGGCUGCUAUGCAGCAAAGCUCCCACAGCCGUUCUCAAGAGAAGGCAGUAGCGGCCGAGCUAGAGGACGAGCAACGUCUCCUGGCCACCGUUGUGCAAGCUCAUCUCGACACAUGCGACUUUACCAGGGACAAGGUAGCUCCGAUCCUGGUCAGAGCUCGAGAGACGCCUAACUAUACCGCGUGUCCACCGACCUUGGCAUGCCCCCUAAACCCCAAUCCUCAACCGUUGACUGGGCAGCAAGAAUUGUUGCAAGACUUCUCGAAGAGGUUCUCACCGGCGAUACGUGGUGUGGUGGAGUUCGCGAAACGCAUUCCUGGCUUUAGCCUACUGGCACAGGACGAUCAGGUCACGCUGUUGAAGGCCGGCGUGUUCGAAGUGUUGUUAGUACGGCUGGCCUGCAUGUUCGACGCUCAAACGAACAGCAUGAUCUGUCUAAAUGGACAGGUGCUCAAACGGGAAUCGAUCCAUAAUAGCAGUAACGCUCGAUUUCUCAUGGACUCGAUGUUCGAUUUCGCCGAGAGGGUGAACUCCUUGCGGCUAUCGGACGCGGAGCUGGGACUGUUCUGUUCGGUAGUUGUGAUCGCCGCGGAUAGACCAGGAUUACGCAACACAGAGCUGGUCGAGCGCAUGCACAAUAAACUACGGAACGCUCUCCAAACUGUCCUGGCACAGAACCAUCCUCAGCAUCCGGAUAUCUUGAGAGAACUGCUGAAAAAGAUCCCAGACUUGAGAACUCUGAACACUCUCCACUCGGAGAAAUUGUUGGCCUUUAAAAUGACCGAGCAACAACAGCAAAUGCAAGCUCAACAACAGCACCAGCAACAGCAACAGCAAACGCAGCACGUGAUCAACGCUCAGCAACCGCAGCAACAACAUUGGCCCAUGGAGGAGGAACCACCUGCAUCUUGGGGUUCAGCCUCGGAUGUAACUCUAGACGAGGCCGUGAAGAGUCCCCUAGGCAGCGUGUCGAGCACCGAAAGCGCGGAAGUCGCUUCUCUAACGGAGUACCAUCACGUGGCCCCUCCAAGUGGUCACCACGCGUCCAGCGCUCCUCUUCUAGCUGCUACCCUAGCUGGUGGUCUUUGUCCUCAUCGUCGACGAGCGAACUCAGGAAGUACGAGUUCCGGCGACGAUGAACUACAUCGUGCCUCUCUCUCGAAGACGCCUCAGCCACCUCAGUGUCCACGAUUCCGUAAGCUAGAUUCUCCAAGCGACAGCGGUAUCGAAUCAGGCACUGAAAAGCCAGAUAAACCAGCAAGCAGCAGUGCCAGCAGUGCACCGACCUCCGUCUGCUCCAGUCCCCGUUCCGAGGACAAAGAAGUUGAAGACAUGCCCGUGCUGAAACGAGUACUUCAAGCACCUCCGUUGUACGAUACUAAUUCUCUAAUGGACGAGGCGUACAAGCCUCACAAAAAGUUCCGCGCGCUACGCCAGAAAGACAGUGCAGAAGCUGAGCCAGCAGUGAUCGUGCAGCACACGCAGUCGCAGCUUCAUCUUCACCUAACCUCGCCACCGGCUCGAAGUCCGUCGAAUCAAGUACAAGCUCAAUGUCCUCAAACGGCCAGUCUAUUGAGCAGCACGCACUCGACGUUAGCCAGAAGCCUGAUGGAGGGUCCACGAAUGACGGCCGAGCAACUGAAACGUACGGACAUCAUUCACAACUAUAUCAUGCGCGGAGAGGCGAGUCCCAGGUCGCCAACUGCAUCGCCCUCGCCGGCGGAGCAGUGCGCCUCCACGACCACGAUCACCGCCCGUUCACCCCAAGGAUCUCAAGGGCUGCUACAGUGCGCUACCAGCAGCUAUUCGACAACCAGAUGGCCCGCUACGUCCGUCAUUACAACGACGACGGGCGCCCGGCAGCAGCAGCAACAACAACAACAGCAACAGCAACAGUCUUCCUCGGACUACCUCAUGGUCGGGAACUCGCCGGCCUCGUCACCAAGGUACUUAUCCGCGGCGGCGACGAGUAGUACGAGCACGAGUCCACGGCCUGCCUCGAGUACGGCAGCGACGCUCGUCCUGUCCGGCUGCCCGAGCAACAUGAUGGAGCUACAGGUGGACAUCGCGGACAGCCAACAACCGUUGAAUUUGUCGAAGAAAUCACCGUCCCCGUCGCCCAGGCCGUUGGUAGGCCCGUGCAAGGCGUUGUCUCUCGAAGCGUAGUGGUCUCAUGGGGUCGUAUGAACGUGUCUUGUUGUUCGUGACGGAUGACGGGUCGUUGUUUGCCCCCCUCCUCCACGCUCUACCAGCCAAGUCCCGCGACAACGCAGUUACGGCGCUUACGGAGCAGCGCAGCCCACCUAUUAAACGAAGCGACGUCACGGAUGGACGGUGUGUUUCGUCGCGACGAAUUCUUUUUUUUUUUUUUUUGGUACAACAAUGGUGGUGUAUAGUUGGUGUCGCACGCGCCAUGCGCCGCUCCCCUCCCGAGACACGAACCAUCGAAAAGUGCCAGGACGCUCAGCAGCGCGUGAUAAACCAAAUAAUUUAUUAAUUUAAACUAUUAAACUAUCGAAUUAAAAGAAAAGAAAAAUGAAUUGCGCGAGACACACGGAAAGGGAGAAUACGGUGGCCAGGUGGCAAAACGCGAAACGUUCUGAACCAGUUUCGCGGACACUUGAUAUACAAUGAAAUAGGCGUGUCUACGCGAUCAGGAAGACGGAGAACGAAUUUGGGAGUGAAAAGUGCAUGGGAGGACGCUGUCUGUUUUCUUUGUUUCCGCGCUCUCCGGCGGUACGUGUCGCGAUCUAUGGACCGUGGACGAUGAUGGGUGGAUCGAGUCACGAAGCACAUUCGAGAAAGUGAUAUCUCGAGGUGUGUUGCCACCGGGAACGGGGGAAACAUGGAGAGUUGCGUGCUUCUUUGAGAUUCAUCUCUAUACCUAAAAACGGAAGCUUACCUACCCAUCUACCUACACCUUACCACCUUAUCGACAAAACUGUGAGAACAACAGCAAACAAGAAGGAGAGCUAUCUGGUCUAGACGAUCUUGAGAGAUAGCGUGUCGAUGCCCCUUUAUAAUAAAGGAAACAAGAAGAAGAAAAGGGGAGCAGCAAAGGUGAGGAAAAGAAGUGGAAGAAGGAGAGGAGGAUUGAAUGUUACAGAAAAAAUUGAGUAAUCUAUCUUACAUGUGAUAAUCAUGGAAAUCGCGCAUCCUGUACAGUACUCCACCUCAUUCAUCGAUCAUCUACUCUACUAUAAUUAUUGAAUAUUAUUACAAGUAAUUAAUAUUAUUGUAACAUGUGUAAGGUAUAAUAAUCGUAAAAAAGAAACGUUAUCAUCUUGUGUAUGUGCGCGUAGGGAAAGAAAAAAAAGACGAGCGUACGAAUGUGAGAGAAAGAGAGAAACAUAGAGCGCAAGUGAGAGAGAGAAAGAGUAUGCGUGCAUGAAAUCGACCAGGAACAAACACAAAAAAAAAAACAAGCGAUAAUAAGAGCAACAGAAACGAACGAAUGGAACGUGAGCGUGCUUGUGCAAGUGAGUCGGGGCAAAAAUCGCAACAAAAGUAUAAUAAAAAACGUAAAAACACGAAGACGCGGACAAAAGAUAUAUGUAUAGAAGGAGGAAGGUUGAAGCGAAGAAAAAUCGAGGAAAGAAAGAAGGAAAAGGUAAAAACAAACGGCUUUUUAGAUCGGGUGACUGUGUCUUCAGUCGGGAAAGCGCGCAUUUUAAAACGGUUUUAAAUAGUAGAAAAUGAAAAAAAAAAGACGAUGUUUCAUUCAGAACAUGUAUAUGAGACUGACCCGGCCCGUCGCGGCCUCCAGAGUUUGCAAUCAACCGUACGUAGUACCUUUGUAAGCCGUAAAACGUAUCGUGCCUCUCGUCUCCAUCGGAUAAACGAGUUUUAAAUCAACCAUCUCUCUUUAACUUCCGUUGUCAACCUCAGAAUUCGGGUCGCGUCCAGUUGUUUCUCCUUAUCGCGAAACAACUUGCAAGAAAGCAUCUAAACAGUCGUGUUGUUCAUCCCGCGAGAAAAAAAAGAAACGGCAAGAAAGAGAUAUGGGACAAAAAAAGACAUGCGACGGAGCGUGCUCGCACGUGUUGUCGCGUGUCGUUGCAAGACAGUGAUGGAUUAAAGAAAAUACAUAGACAGAUAAAUAUAUAGAGGAAUAAAUACAGCCAUAGAAAAGACACGUUUACAGAGAGACGGAGAGGAGAGGCGGAGAACGCGUAUGACGAUAGGAGAGCGUGUGAGAUGCGUGUGUGUGCGUGAGCAAGAAGUAGAGAGUCAGAGAAUACGAGGAGUGACAAAGAAAGAUAGAAAACGACGAGAGGAAAGAAAGGAACGAGAAGAAAUGCGGAGGAAAGCGAAGUCGCGUGGUGUAGUAAUUCGGCGUUAAAGAAACCAUACAAAGUAACAACGGCGCAGUGUAAAUAGUAGAUUCGUAAGGCUAAGUCCUAGAAAGGCGCGAGUGGACGAGUUUUUUGCUUUUUUUUUUUCGAGAAAAACGAAAUGCUCGGUGAGAAAGGAAAGAAAGCGAGAGCGAGAAAGAAAUAUGUAGGGGAAAAUAUAGAGCGAACAAGCGUGUAAAAGAGAUGAAAAAACAUACAGUGCGAAGUUAUAUACGCGGCGGGUCGCCCCCGACGUGUUGUUGAGACGCCCGCCCCACCCCCCUUAUGCCCCCCGUAGUACAGUUGACACCGAGAAGUAUCAUAUCGGUGCAGGAGAGAGAUAAGGCAUAGAACACAAUGAAAAAAAAACCAUAAUGGAAUGUAAAACAGUGAAUCGUGGCGAGAAAAACGCAGCAACAACAACAACAACAACAACAACCUAGAGAAAAUACACGAAGAAACACACGCUUUGAUGUAACAAAACCACAUAAAACAUAUACACACGCGUAUAGACACGGAGCAAAAAAAAAAAACGCAUAGGUCAGCUCGAAACACGAACAACGCGAGAAAGAGAAACGAUAACAUCAUACACGCGAGUAAAACAAGAGUAAGAAAGAGGAAGGAAGUGAUAGGAUGAAAAAUGGUAGGGCAGACGCGAAAAAAAAAAGAAUUGCUCGAUGGGCACGCAUAAAAACCGUUGUCUCGCUACUUUUUUUGAGCGCAGCACCGUUCGAAUCCCCUCGAUCCACACACGCAGACAAAUUCACACACGUUUACACACAACCUUGAAGAAGCUUCGUAGUGAAACCACUCUGUGUAUUUAUUGUACUCGAGGACAAAGUCAUUCCCUCCCCUUUUUACGCUGUGUAUCACAAAGCGCAACACACAUAACACACACGAACAUACACGUACACCACGCUCCCUCGACUCGUUUUUUGACCCUUGAAUCCUUCUUGCUGUCACCUAUCGAUAACCUCUACGAAACGAACAUCCCCUUGUUUCCUUCCUGCAGCAUAUUAGCCAGUCCCCGCUUAGAGAACAAUCCAGCCAUGUGAACAGUUGUCCAUCCGUAUCGUCGUAGCCAUGUCAAGCGUACAUUUACGUGUACACUGGCUGCGAUUUUUCCAUAUCUCAAGCUAUUAUCCACAGAUCGAUGCUAUCGUCUCUUCAGCAAAUCCCCCAGUUCGUCCAAGUAUAAUUGUCCUUUCCAUGUCCAAGUUUCCCAACGAGUUCUCUCACAAUCCUUGUCCUCAAUACCCUGGAUAUGUCCCCGCAAGCGAACUAGCGUUGAUAUUCGUAAUACUUGUUAUGCAUAAACUACACAUAAUGAUUAUUAUAGUAAACGAUACAUAAAGUAUGAUAUAUUUCUCUAUCCAUUAAGAAAAGGAGGAUGCAAGCAGCUGUUGUUUCUUGGUGGAAACUUGAUAUGAGAGAGAGAGAGAGAGAGAGAGAGAGAAAGAAAGAGAGAGAGAGAGAGCGAGCGAGAGAGAAACAGUGCAAGGCAGAGCGCAAAACAACAAAGAUAUAGGGAUGAAGAGAAAACGUAAAAAAAAAAUCAUAAUAAUAAUAAUAAACGAUAAUAUUGAAUGGUGGAAUGAAUAAAAAAUAAGAAAAAAACAUUGUACGGAAAAAAUGAACAUACCGAAAGUGUACUGUAUUACAAUUGCAAGAAUACAAACGCAGCCCCGCAUAUUGCCCAGUGAGCACGUCGUUUUGUACGCUUGGGAGUUGUGAGGUCGUCUGAAUAAACAUUGUCUGGUGAAUUAUACAGAA